Molecule: messenger RNA, 279 nt
Organism: Dibothriocephalus latus
Lineage: Eukaryota; Metazoa; Platyhelminthes; Cestoda; Diphyllobothriidea; Diphyllobothriidae
Source: the annotation of a GenBank genome assembly
UACGCCGAAGAGAAAUACCUACCGGUAUGGCGUUUUGUCGAGACACCACCCUGGAACAUUGCGAAUCGGCUCUCUGAAUUUCCCUACGACACGGAGUGGUGCGUCGUUCACCCGGACGGCAAGAAGGUCGCCCAGAAGCUGGAGCCAAUGCCGCCGGAAAAGCAGACCAUCUUCAAGGGCGACCGCGUCCUUGUUUUGAAGGGCCAAAGCAAAGGCAAAGUCGCAUUCUUUGCUGUCUCUGAACUUCUGAUGCAAAAAUACGCAAAACAGUCCUGGUAA